AUGCAUGCACGCCAAGACGACAAUCCCCGAGACGCCAAGCGCGCCCGCGUAGAUUUUAAAUUGGGAGGUGCAGCACGGCAAAAUGCGCGUAUCUCAGAGCAGGAUGCAGGGAUGACCGAGUAUGUGCAUCCUGGGUGGGAGCCUGUGCAAGGGAUUAUCAAACAGCGCUACGCCGACUUUCUUGUGCACGAGAUUGCGCUUGGAAACGAGGUGCUUCAUGUGCGUUCACUAGCGCCACCCGUGGGCGGUACACUGUGGCGACGCUGGGUCCAGGAUGGCGCUCCGGGUGCAGGGAAUGUCAACGUGCAGGAAGAGGAGGCUGCGCUGGAAGUUAAGUGCGCCGCAAAAGAAGCGGAGCUAGCCGCCACGGAACAAUGGACGGCGCUGCAGCCGUAUUUUGGAGGCGAUACACAGGCACUUGAGCAACUUGCAUGUGGCACAGGCUCUGCGAGCAUCAUGAGCGUGGGCAUACCAGACAAGGCCGACCGUGCUAAGGUCCACCAGCUCAUUCGCUCCCUCUCAAAAAGCACACUGGCAUCGGAAGCGACUACGACCGAAGAUGGAGUCGCGGCUAUUCUUGUGCAGCGCAUGCCACCAUCGCGUAGCCGUGCGCGCCUAGAUCCAACUUCCGAAGCACACACUGCACCGCCCUAUAUUCAUUUUACCCUUCAGAAAACCAACCGCGAUAGUCAAGAAGCGCUGCUAUGGCUUGCACGCUUUUUGCGGGUGGAUGGACGUGGACGUGGCGCCAACUUGUUCAGUGUCGCGGGUACGAAAGAUAAGCGCGCGAUUACAGUGCAGCGCGUGGCAUUCCAGCGCGGCCAAAAGACGCUCGACGACUUGUGGCGCGCGGUGAACCAUAUUGACUUGCCGGUCUCCAGCGCGGCUCAUACCAAAGAGCGCCGUACUGUCAAGUUUGCGACCUCGACACGCGCUGAGCGCGGCCUUCGCAUUGCGCAUUUGGCCUAUGCAGAUCGCCCAUUACAGCUGGGGAUGCUUGCUGGCAACCAAUUCACCAUCGCGCUACGGAAUGUCUGCUGGGCUGAUAAGCCAUUGUGCGAUGACCGUGCAAAACUUUGUGCAUCGCUGCGUGAACGUGCGUUUCUGAUUGAGCGCGACGGGUACAUUAAUUACUUUGGUAUGCAGCGCUUUGGGACGGGUGCGGUGGCUACGCACGCCGUUGGCAUUGCCAUUCUCCGCGGCGAUUUCCAAGCUGCGCUCGCGCUCAUACUCUCGCCGCACGAAGCUGACAGUGUGCACGACGGCGAUGAACAGGGCGCACCGCCGAAUGUCGUUGCAGUACGCAAAGCCAAGCAAGCCUACGCAGAGGCAAGGUACGGUGAUGCAUACGAUCUCUUCCCCAAGACUUGCGUCGCCGAGCGAGCUGUGCUUAACAAGAUGCGGUCCAAGCACUGGUUGCCCACCGACUCGCUCGGUGCAUUCCAAAAUAUACCACGCACAUUGCGAUUGAUGUAUGUGCACGCGUACCAAUCCUAUCUUUGGAAUAGCAUGGUAUCUGAACGAGUACGCCGCUUUGGCGCGCUGCAUUGUGUUGCGGGAGAUUUGGUAGCGACAUCUGACGGGCACAUUGUGCUCGAUGAAAGCAACGCACAACAAUAUGGUAUCGAGCAAGCGGUCAUGCCCAUGCCUGGUAGCGAUGUGCAUCUCCCCUCGCAAAGCUGGCUUGCGUCGAUGUACACUGCGCUCCUUGACCGGGACGGCCUCACUCCUGCGUCCCUUUCCGCAUCGCGCCAGGCGGAGUACCGGCUAAAAGGCGCACACAGAGCCAUAAUCCAGAAACCGCGCGGGGUAUCGGUGGAUUUGAUACCGUACACAGAUGCUGACGCACCGCUCGUGCAAACGGACGAGGAAACGCUGUUGCCCGAUGUGCCUGCGCCCGUACCUGCGCCGUUGGACGCGCCGUUCCUCGCGCUGCAGCUCACUUUCCAACUCCCGCCCUCUUCCUACGCUACGAUCCUAUUACGCGAGCUGCUGCACACCGAUACAAGUGCACAUGUGCAAGCUGCAUUGACCAAGAACUCUGCUGACCAGCAUUCAUAG
Malassezia vespertilionis is the source of this 2061-nucleotide messenger RNA. RefSeq names its product tRNA pseudouridine(13) synthase (gene PUS7). The transcript has a single exon. Gene Ontology annotation, molecular function: pseudouridine synthase activity; RNA binding. Gene Ontology annotation, biological process: pseudouridine synthesis. Gene Ontology annotation, cellular component: nucleus. NCBI's taxonomy places the organism in Eukaryota, Fungi, Basidiomycota, Malasseziomycetes, Malasseziales, Malasseziaceae. The record is from RefSeq and is a predicted model, not a curated record. The coding region runs from base 1 to 2061 and encodes 686 amino acids.